AUGGGUGGCUCCUCUCCUCUCCCCCUCAGCUUGCAGAGCAAGUUCCAGCGAGCUCGAGCCGGGCCUCUGUCUCGCCUGGGCGACUUUCACACAAACUUGAACAUCCUCCGCAAUAUCAUCUUCGCGCUCUUCCUCCUCCGCCUCUUCCGCCGGUCUUUCUAUUUCCUCCGCGGCCAUGGCAUCCUCGGCUCUCUCGCCCUCCUCUACCACUCGACGCACAAGAACCUGUACCGCAUGUUCCUCAACCUCCCCGGCGUGCGUUCCAAAGUCGCGCAGCAACUGGCCUCGGCGCGCACCGACCUGGAGAACAAACUAGUCCCGGCCGACCCGGGCGUGAACAGGUACCUCCACCUGCCCAAGGAGCCAUGGACGAAAGAGCAGCUCAGCGCCGAGCUGGAGACGCUGUCGGCGAUGAAACGCACGCGGUGGGAGGAGGGCAAAGUCUCGGGGGCGGUCUACCACGGCGAGUCGUCGCUGCUGGACAUCCAGAGCGAGGCGAUGAAACUGUUCAGCGUGGCCAAUCCCAUCCACGCCGACGUCUUCCCUGCGGUCCGCAAAAUGGAAGCCGAGGUCGUGGCCAUGGUCCUUGCACUAUUCAACGCUCCGGACACAGGCGCCGGCGUCACCACCUCGGGCGGGACGGAGUCAAUCUUGAUGGCCUGCCUCUCAGCACGCCAGAAGGGCUACGUCGAGAGGGGCAUCACCGAACCCGAGAUGAUCAUCCCGCACACUGCGCACGCCGCCUUUCACAAGGCAGCGUCCUACUUUAAGAUCAAGCUGCACGUGGUGCAGUGCCCGGCGCCGUCCUACGAAGUCGACGUCUCGCGCGUCCGCCGCCUCAUCAACCCCAAUACCGUCCUCCUCGUCGGCUCGGCGCCCAACUACCCGCACGGGAUCGUCGACCCGAUCCCCUCGCUCGCCAAAGUCGCCCUGGCGUAUAAAAUCCCGCUGCACGUAGACUGCUGUCUCGGCUCGUUCCUGAUGCCGUGUCUCGCCAAGGCCGGGUUUCCCUCGCCCUUCGCCGACGAAGGAGGCUUUGAUUUCCGCCUUGCGGGGGUCACGAGCAUCAGCGUCGACACGCACAAGUACGGCUUCGCGCCCAAGGGGAACUCGUGCAUCCUGUACCGCGACCGCCAGCUCCGCGAGUACCAGUACUUCGUCGCCCCGGGGUGGAGCGGCGGCGUGUACGGGUCGCCGUCGAUCGCGGGGUCCCGGCCCGGCGCGCUGAUCGCCGGCUGCUGGGCGAGCAUGAUGGCCGUGGGCGAGAAGGGGUACAUCGACGCGACGCACAAGAUUGUGAGCGCCAAGCUGACGAUCGAGAACGCCGUCAAGGAACACCCCGUGUUGAAAUCCGCGCUGCGCAUCCUGGGCCAGCCGAUGGUCAGCGUCGUGGCGUUCGAGAGCCUCGACCCGGAGGUCAGCAUCUACGACGUGGCCGACGGCAUGAGUCGCAAGGGCUGGCAUCUCAAUUCCCUGCAGGAUCCGCCGGGCGUGCACGUCGCGGUGACGCUGCCCAUGACGCGGCCCGGCGCCGUGGACGGCCUAAUCGACGAUCUCGUCGCCGUGGUCAAGGACGAGAAGGAGAAGAUCUUGAGCCAGGAAGUCACGGGGAGUGGCGUCGUCGGGGGUACCACCGUCAAGGAGACCCGCAAAAAGGGUAACAGCGCGCAGCUGUACGGCGUCGCGGGCAGUCUGCCGGACAAGAGCAUCGUCGAGAAACUCGUCGUCGCCUACCUUGAUACUUUGUAUAAAGCGUGA
Messenger RNA from Cladophialophora carrionii CBS 160.54, 1758 nucleotides. RefSeq lists its product as uncharacterized. Gene Ontology annotation, molecular function: sphinganine-1-phosphate aldolase activity; pyridoxal phosphate binding. Lineage: Eukaryota; Fungi; Ascomycota; Eurotiomycetes; Chaetothyriales; Herpotrichiellaceae. Gene Ontology annotation, biological process: sphingolipid catabolic process; carboxylic acid metabolic process. Gene Ontology annotation, cellular component: endoplasmic reticulum. The transcript has 2 exons. The record is from RefSeq and is a predicted model, not a curated record. Bases 1 to 1758 code for a protein of 585 amino acids.